AUGUUCACAUCGCUGUUCCAGGUACUUUUCCUUAUUGCGACUUGUUGGCCGAAAGUAGAUUCAUGCCUACGAAGUAUCUCGAAUCAUGAGAACCUUAUACACGACAAGGGGUUUGAGAACCUGUAUCGUACAAACAAGGAGGAAGUGGAAAACGUGCCAAUUCACUUUGACAAACCGAUACCUCGAUGGAUUACCGGAACAUUGAUAAAAAAUGGACCCUCUCAGUUCGAAGUUGGAAAACGGAAAUUCACCCACAUGUUUGACGGGUUCGGCAAACUCUACAGUUGGCGUUUUCAAGGAAACGGUUCUGUAUUUUUCUCUGCAAAAUUCAUGAAAUCCGAAUUUUACAAGAAGUCUGUCUCAAAAAACGACAUUUCUGCCUAUCUAAUGUUCGGCCCUACGCAACCCCGAUUUAGUUACCUGCAGGUAGCAUUGGCUUUGUGGCGUGGCAUGGACAAUAUGAAUGUGAAUGUGUACCGCUUCCCGUCAGAAAAAAGUAAGCAGGGGCACUUUAUUUCGAUAACUGAUAUAUGGAACCACUACGAGAUCGAUCCGCUAUCUCUUGAGACAAUUCGUUAUCAGCACCCAACAGUUCCAUCGACGGGCGGUAUUGCCGGUUUCCUAUAUACAGAAGGUAUGUCGACUGCUCAUCCUCUGCCAGAACACGGUACGUCCAAUCAUUUUACGUUUUUGUUUAGUCUUGCUGUUGUCCCUGGACUUAAACAUCGGUUUUCCCUUAUCAGGAUAAAGUCGAAUGUUGAGCAAGAAGUUGUGACACAGUGGUCGGUGAAUACAGACGAACUGCCGUUCAUGCAUUCCUUUUCUGUUACUCCGAAUUAUGUGAUAUUUUUUAGGCCACCACUGUUUGUCAACAGUAAAGUUGUCGCAGUAUCUGGUUUCGUUUCAAAAGCGAUGAAAUGGCAUGGUGCUAAGAAGGAUACGAUUAUAUAUGUCGUCGAGAUAAAAUCGGGAAUCAUCAGAACGUUUUCCGCUCCACCAGUAUUGUACCUGCAUCAAAUAAAUGCUUUCGAGACGCAGAGGAAUGAGAUAAUAGUCGACAUACCAACAUACAAAGACCCGUCAAUCAUCUUUAAGUUAAACAUGAACGCAUUGCUUAACCGCACGAAAAGGAACAAGUUUUAUACAAAUCCGGUUUUAACACGAUACGUGAUUGAUUUGAACGAAAGUAAGGUGAGCGUAAGGAAAUUUCCAGAAUCUGUCAAGUAUCCCUGUGUGACAAAGCUUGACAUGCCGAUAAUUAACGAGAACUACAGGUCCCGGAACUACUGUUAUGUGUACGGCUUGGUCCCUAAGUGGGACGACAAACAGUAUAGCCACUUUGCUCUUGUUAAAAAGGACCUGUGCAGCAACGGAAAAGACCGGAUGUGGUUCAUUCCCAAUCACUAUCCGAUGGAAGCGUGGUUUAUACCAUUUCCGGAAGACAACCGGAACAACACUAGAGAAGACAAUGGCUACCUUAUGGUACCCGUUCUGGAUGGUGAGAAAAACACUAGCUACCUUGCAGUGAUUGAUGCAGCUACCAUGACAACUUACAACAAAGCGUACCUACCAACAAGGGUUCCUAUAACUUUCCACGGUCGAUUCUUUCCGGAUAUCAAAUAAACAAUCUUAUUUUCUUGAUUUCAGGUCCUUUUUCAAUGUUUGUAUUUAUUGUCGUUGUACAUGUGUGUAUCGUGCUGCCAUUUGAUAUGUAAUAUGUACACUUCCAUUGUGCUGAUAUGUCGGGGUUUGUGUACAGUGUAGGCCAGUAGCUGUAUUUUAACGUAAAUAAACUGAAAAAUAUUUUUUUAAAUUGAAUUUGAUAAUACAAUUAAGAGACAAUAAUGUUAAAUAUUAUGAAGCACAUUCAUAUGACGGCUUAAGGUUUGCUGAGUACACAUAAAUCACAAGAUAUGAAUCUGCAAUAUAUAUUGAUGCGAUAAAGUUAGACAGUUUUUGCUAUUAUUAAAACAAAUCAUGUUUUGAAACCUUUGAGAUUGAAAAUUGUAUGAGGUACUAGAAAAAAGGAUCUAAGGCAAGUGUUCGCAUGUUGUAGUUACCUGACACAGUGCAAUAAGUUUGUUCUUACUUAAACUGACAAAACUAUAAUAGUAACAAAUAAAUGAAAAA
Messenger RNA from Mizuhopecten yessoensis (Yesso scallop), 2130 nucleotides. Its product is annotated as beta,beta-carotene 15,15'-dioxygenase-like. The transcript is spliced from 2 exons. Gene Ontology annotation, biological process: retinal metabolic process; carotene catabolic process. The record is from RefSeq and is a predicted model, not a curated record. Bases 1 to 1623 code for a protein of 540 amino acids. Gene Ontology annotation, molecular function: carotenoid dioxygenase activity; beta-carotene 15,15'-dioxygenase activity. NCBI's taxonomy places the organism in Eukaryota, Metazoa, Mollusca, Bivalvia, Pectinida, Pectinidae.